CAAUUUAAAUACUAGGGGGCGCUACACAGUUGGUAAACUUUGAUUGAUAAAAGAGAAAAAAAAUCGGAAAUUCCUUGAAUUACUUUUUUUUCUAUGUCCGUGUUUCUAUAAAUAGAAUUCAAGAAGUUGUCAGUAAAAACAAAGAUUUUAUAAAUUAACGAGCAGGGAGUCUUGUGGCCAGCAUAAAGACCCGUACCCAUCGGAGUUUUGAAAUUCCAAAUACCAGUCUUCAUUGAGAUUCGAAACCAGGACCAAAGAUUCGGAAGCCAAGUACUUAACCACUCAGCCGCCUUGACUUCUAACAUAGACACGAACUCGUCAAAGAUGUGCCGCAAGAGAAAAACUCAAACUGAUAGAAAAGUAUCGAAAAGACUCAAAACAGAAAAAAACAGUACAGACCUUUGUUUUCCUCAAGACACAUGUGGACUUAAUGGAUCAGAGGAUCAGACUGACCUAGCAGACUUCUCCAGUCCUGGGAAUGAGAAUGAAGAUACAGAUUCUCAUCAUUUCACCAGUGACCAGUCCAAAGUCCAGUCAGAUGAGGUUGAAGGUCCACUAAUUGGUGAUCAUGAAACUCAGGAGUCAGAAGGUGGAGAAGCUGAUCUACACAAAUAUCUUGUGGGAUGUAAGAAGAAUCCAGGUCAUAGACAGUUUAUACCUGUUGAGACAUUCACCAAGAAACAUUUACCUGAAGGUCUUCAAGACAAUGAUUUGUAUAAACUCAUCAAACUUACAGCUGACCUCACAGUUAGGGUUGAUGUUACAAUGUCAAGUCCAAAGACAACUCAACCAUAUCCAUUUUCUAACAUGAGUGAGAGAAGAAUCUUGAGGACAGGAAGUGGAAGUGUGAGGAAUGUAAACAAGUUUCAAGAUGGAGUCUUACAAGAUUUAGGUAAUAUAUAUAAAAAUGAUGACUACACAAAGUGUUGGUGUAGAGAAUGUGUAGGUUCAAACUCACCCAGCAAUGUGUGGUGGGAGUUUAAAGUGAACACAGCCAAACAUGUGGUUUUUGAUGACAUUGAGGCCAACCACACAACCUUGAGAUUGUUUUAUGAUAGAGAUGAUGGAAGUCCAGUGGUCAGUAUUGAUAAGGUCAGUAUUGAUAAGGUCAGUGUUGAGCAGGACAGGUGUGAGUUGAAAUGUGUGACAUGUGAUGAAACUUUAGGAAAUAAACUGAUGGGAAUGUGGAAACAUUUUCAAAAAGUCUGGGGGGAAGUCUGUGACAAAUACAGAGACUCUAGAUCACAACACAAGUUGACCUUUAUAGUGUCACAUCCUCAUGGAUGUUCUAAACAGGUCAGUGUUGGUCAAUGGAAGGACAGACUAGAGUUGGGUGAACUUAGAUCUAAGUUUACGUAUACAACUUGUACAUGUCCAGGAAGUAGUGGAGCACAAGUCCUCUGUCUGGGGUAUAGAUACUACACUUAUUCUGAUCUUGUCCACAGUGGAAGUUUCAAGUCUGGAUUAAAUUACAGUGGAGUUGGUCGUGUCUUUUGAGUUGUUUCCCUUGUGAGUUGUCCAGCUCCACCAUGAAGAUGUAUUUAAGAACCCUUGACAUUCUGAACCUCAAACUCAAAUGUCUCUUUAGUCUUGAGCUUUAAAUUUACAAUAAUUUGUUUCCUUUUUUACCCAUGUUGUUGUUUGUAAUUUACAUUUACAAUAAUUGAAACUUGUUCAACUACAAACAAAAUCUACCAAAUGAACAUUAAGAACCUGAUUUUGACGAUCAGGUUUGUGAAAAAAAAAAUUAGAUGUUGUUCAUAUGUUGUUUUCUUUUUAUUUUAAAUGCAAUUUAAAAGUUUGCAAAAAUUUCAAAUACAAAAAACUUGUCAUUUAUAAAAUAAAGAAAUGUAUCGAAAAAAAAUUCUA
Messenger RNA from Biomphalaria glabrata, 1869 nucleotides. RefSeq lists its product as uncharacterized. The coding region runs from base 325 to 1497 and encodes 390 amino acids. Lineage: Eukaryota; Metazoa; Mollusca; Gastropoda; Planorbidae. The record is from RefSeq and is a predicted model, not a curated record. The transcript is spliced from 7 exons.